Messenger RNA from Megalops cyprinoides (Indo-Pacific tarpon), 2646 nucleotides. RefSeq names its product transmembrane protein 50A (gene tmem50a). Gene Ontology annotation, biological process: protein targeting to vacuole; late endosome to vacuole transport via multivesicular body sorting pathway. The coding region runs from base 164 to 646 and encodes 160 amino acids. The transcript is spliced from 7 exons. The record is from RefSeq and is a predicted model, not a curated record. Lineage: Eukaryota; Metazoa; Chordata; Actinopteri; Elopiformes; Megalopidae.
GGAAGGCAGCCCACGGCGAGGUUAACAAGGGCUUCUUCUUUGUUAAACUGGGUUUUUCUUAAUCCUUGUGACACAGAGUAAAAUCUCGUGACGAGGAGAAGUUUAGGCCAAGUAUUCGUGUGGUGCAAUACGACAGUUUGUCUUCUGUCAGCAGCUGUGAGUCAUGUCGGGGUUCCUGGAUAGCAUCAGGUGCGGAGACUGCGAAUGCAAUGUGGACUGGGCCGAGAAGAGGAACACCAUCGCAUCGGUAGCGGCCGGAGUGUUGUUUUUCACAGGGUGGUGGAUCAUUAUUGAUGCAGCUAUCAACUACCCAGACCAAGAAACCUUCAAUCAUGCCUACCAUACCUGUGGGGUCAUUGCUACAGUGGCUUUUCUCAUGAUCAACGCAGUGUCUAACGGACAGGUGAGAGGGGACAGCUACAGUGAAGGCUGCCUAGGUCAGACAGGUGCCAGGGUAUGGCUCUUCAUUGGCUUCAUGCUGGCGUUCGGGUCACUCAUUGCAUCCAUGUGGAUCCUGUUUGGCGGAUUCGUUGUUCCCCAAAAGCCCGUUGUGUAUCCUGGCAUUGCAGUUUUCUUCCAAAAUGCCUUCAUUUUCUUCGGGGGCCUGGUAUUCAAGUUUGGACGUACUGAAGACCUGUGGCAGUGAUUCUGUUCAGCAGUGUCAUCCCUCCCUUCUCCCUUUCCCUGUCAUUUAAUAUUCAAAUGCUUUAAUCCCCUUUUUCCUGCAUGGUCUCGCUCCCACAGGGUGUGGCCCCCGUGAUCUCUCGUUUAUGGGGCUUUUUACUGUGGCCUCCGUUUACAGCAUUGAGGGGGGCCUUCCUUUCCAUUAUCGGCUAAUUUUUUGUUUAACAAACCCCACACUGUGUCUCUGGAGUAGCUCAGUGGUUAAGGAGCUCAGUGCCGGUUGUGCUCUAUAGACAUGUCACCAGCCAUGUCAUCAGUCAACCAUGACCAGGAGCCCACGGCAGAAGAACAAACUGGCUUCUUUCCAUAGGAGUGGGUAUGUCAGCAGGUCAGAUGAGCAGUCUCAGGCGUCUGCGAGUUGCUCAGAUGAUGUUAGCGGAGUAGCACCUAUCCUCCAAUGGGCACCCACUCCUCUGUGACUUGCAGUGUGAAAAAUAGCUGUUGGCUUCCUGUAUACUGGAAGGAGACAUUUGUCUUGUCUCAGUGCUGUUGCGCAAAUAUAGAGGUUGUGGCAUUGAGACAAGACUACUGGGGUAUACAGUUGGCAAUUCCAAAAAAUAGGGUUGCAUGAAGGGGGGGGGGGCAAAAAAACCCCAUGCUACUCAAAUUCAUACUGACAGCAGAUGCAUUAGUGAGCCUCUCUGGAUUCCAACGGAUUGUCUCAUUUUGAAACCCUUAAAAAUACUGAAAUGUAUUAAUACACCCUGAGCUCUGUGCUUAUGGAGUAACAUGUCAAACACUACAGAUGACAGUUCAGACAUGACUCUUUAAGACCUCUGCAAUAUUACAGCGAGAACGAUGGGUGCAAGAUCGUUAUAAACUGUAAGUUUCUAAGACGCAUUGCCUCUCAACCCUUGAUUAAUUUGGCUCAUGGAGACAAUUAUAAUGUCUGUCAACAACUACUUGCCUGACAAAAAAGAAGCUGUUGUAGAUUUCGAUACUCAGAGUUGUUGCUAUUUCAAGCAUGUCACACAUUAAAGCCUGGGCUCCCAAAGAUUAGUGACCUCCAGAAAGUUUGUGAGUACUUCAAAUAUCUAUGUACUUUUCUCCCAUGAUGUAUCUGUAGUUAAACUUGAGAUCAGAAAUUCCUGAAUAGUAUAUUGUUAGUAUAGUUUUUAUUAAGACAGGCAGUUGAUGUCACUGAUUGCAAGGACCUCCUUUUCUGAGACCCUCCCCGUCCACUUUCCCAGUGCGAUUCCUCUUUUCCAAAGAAAAACCAAGCAGGAGAAAUCAUCUCUGGCCACGGAGAUAAAGUCAUAUGCUUUGAUAUCCGAACAUUACUUGUCAUAGCUCAGACAUUACAGAAUGCAUACUACAGCGUGUUCUCUGUAGUUUGAAGGUAAACGAGUGCUUUAUUUAUGAACAGGGACAUGAGGCUUAUUUUCAAAAGCACAAUUUUUGGUGUAUUUUUUUGUUCUUGUGUGAUAAGUACUUUUUUUGCUUACGAAGAGGUGAAGGGAGUUGAACCUUUCCUUUCCAGAUUACAGUGUGUUAAUUACUUGGAAGUUAUACUACCUUAUGGAAACCCUAUAACAUAAACAUGUACAGAACUGACGUCAGACUUUGUAAAUGUACACUCCUUCCCUCAGCACGCUGCAACUAACAUUUGAAAUCCAAAUUACUAAUUCCUUGGUUUGUACUGGGGCUAAGAAAUGCUAUCAUUUCAUAAGGUACAUGUAUCAGUGAACAGGAGAUGGAAGUUCUUAAUGGGAGAAAUAGAGUUAGGUCAAUGGCAAAAUGAGUGCUUGGUGUACAAGGUGUUUCUAAUGUUUGAGGGAUUUAACCUAUUAAUAAUAGUACAAAGUUAUUAAAAUGUUGCACAUUUAACAGACCUAACUGCUUUUACAUUUAUGGAACAGAAUGUAAACUUUUAUAUAGUUUGUGAGUUAUGUUUUCCCUGAAAUAAAAAGAACUUGUCAGCAUACUGGGUCUUUAGAAUGUAAAACUGAACAUGCAAAACAA